Molecule: messenger RNA, 645 nt
Organism: Apiotrichum porosum
Lineage: Eukaryota; Fungi; Basidiomycota; Tremellomycetes; Trichosporonales; Trichosporonaceae
Exons: 4
Coding region: 1-645 (214 amino acids)
Source: RefSeq, a predicted model, not a curated record
AUGGCUUCUCCAGCACCCAGAGCCGACGACGAGCGUCAGUCGGCCAACCCGGCGUCUCUCUCGAUGGACCCCAACAAAAGGGUGGCCAGAAACAAGCCUGCCAUCAAGCCGCCUCUCAAGGACGUGCCCAUGGGACGGUUCCUGACGUACCUCUCCCUCGGUCUCCUCGCGCUUGUCGUAUUCUACAGUUGGCGCUUUACGGUCUGGGCCGACAAUGUCGGGGGAUACUGGAACCUCAUGACUGGACGCCGGCCGCAUCCGCAGGACCCAGGGGCCGCAGGCGUCGCGGCGGGCAUGGCUGCGAAUGGCCGGUCGGGGGAUGACCGUGGCGGCGACUCGCAGGCGCGCGGCCAUGCGGCUGCGGCAGCGUCUGCUGUAAAGUCUGCCGGCGCUGGAGGCGACGACACCGACGCCCAGCUCGCCGAGGUGGCUGACAAGCUCGGCUACACGCCCGAACAGCUGAAGGAGGCCCUCAAGAUGCUCAAGAUCCUCGACCCCAAGGGCGAGGGAGCAGCUGUGCACGCCGAUGCAGACGCUGCUGCAGCAGCUGCGGCUGCGGCUGCCGCCGCUGCUGAAUCCUCGGCCGAGCCAAAGGAGGACGGGCCCAGCAUCCUCAGUGUCGUGGGCGAGGCGCUGCUCGACUAG